AUGGACGAUAUUCGAUCAACAGAGAAAGAUACUCAGCAAGCUAGCUCUUCUGCAGACGAGGAUUCUGGGAAGGUCAUCCCUCUUGACAAUGGAGAAGUUGAGCAAUUCUAUGGCUCCUCUACCACCCAGGCCUACAGACUCAAGUCUGAGUUGGUUGGGCAGUGUAUGGAGGAGAUCGGGAUGGGAAGGUUUCAGUGGAAGCUUUGGGUUGUGACUGGAUUUGGAUGGGUAGUUGACAAUUUUGCAUCUCAAGGGAUCGGCAGUGUUCAACCUCCAAUCCGACAAGAAUUUUCUGGCAUCGUUCAAGUGAGCUAUAGUUCGGUUGCAUAUUACGUUGGUCUCAUCCUGGGCGCAUCAUUCUGGGGCACAUCCAGUGAUCUAAUCGGUCGGCGACCUGCUUUCAACUUCACACUGCUCAUUGCGGGAACCUUUCUUUGUGCUGCGGCGGGGUCCAUGAACUUCAUCGCAUUCAGUGGUCUAUGGGCUGUUGUUGGUACAGCCGCAGGGGGUAAUGUGCCUGUGGAUUGCAUGAUUUUCUUAGAAUUUGUCCCUGGAAGUCAUCAAUAUCUUCUCACGGCUCUUUCGGCUUGGUGGAAUAUGAGCCAGCUAGUGGUAUCGCUGAUAGCCUGGGUGUUCCUGGCUAACUUUAGCUGUCCGACCGACGCAACUCCUGAGACUUGUCGCCGUCAAGAUAAUAUGGGAUGGCGAUAUACACUGAUUGUUCUUGGUGGUCUGGCACUGUGCUUUACUUUCAUUCGACUCUUCAUAUUCAAGCUUCCCGAAACCCCAAGAUACUUACUAUCCCAAGGAAGAGAUGAAGAAGCAGUGGAAGCCGUUAAUUACGUCGCGAGGCAAAAUGGAAAGCCCGAGCCUCUAACAAUUGGAAUGAUGCAAGAAAUCGAUGCCCGGUUAGGCAAUUUAUCUGAGAACGGUGGCGAAGCAGCGAAACUAUCAAAGAAAGAGAUUCUCGCAGAGACUAUGCAAGCCUUUAAAGGUGAACACUUCAGGGCACUCUUCGCAACUCGAAAGCUUUCGCAGCAGACUCUCAUCAUCUGGGCAAUCUGGCUCACAGUUGGUAUUGCUUAUCCACUUUACUUCAAUUUUCUUCCCUCAUACCUCGCCACCAAGUUUACUCAGGACUCUUCCCUCAGUCUAACCUACCGCAACUAUUGUAUCGUGUCAGCUGUUGGGAUUGUGGGACCGCUGUCCGCCGCUGUUGGUGUGAACACAAGGCUCGGUCGUCGAUGGAUGAUGGGAAUCUCGGCCGCAGUCACGGGUGUGUUUCUCUUCGCCUAUGUGGGCGUCAACACCCCUACCUCCAGCCUGGCCUUCUCUUGUGUCACCAGUCUACUAGCAAAUUUUGAGUAUGCUGUGAUGUACGCCUUUACUCCGGAAUCAUUCCCUGCGCCUCAUCGUGGUACUGGCUACGGUACCGCCGCUGCACUUCUCCGCUUGGGCGGACUGGUGGCAAGCCUGAUUUCAUCACAGACGGGCUUCAGUAGUGCUCCGAUCUAUGUGAGUGCCGCUCUUUGGGUGGUGGUCGGUGGAUUGAGUAUUGCAUUGCCUUUUGAAACACAUGGACACGGUGCGUUGUGA
Penicillium manginii is the source of this 1596-nucleotide messenger RNA. Its product is annotated as MFS transporter. Gene Ontology annotation, molecular function: transmembrane transporter activity. Bases 1 to 1596 code for a protein of 531 amino acids. Gene Ontology annotation, biological process: transmembrane transport. The transcript has 7 exons. NCBI's taxonomy places the organism in Eukaryota, Fungi, Ascomycota, Eurotiomycetes, Eurotiales, Aspergillaceae. The record is from RefSeq and is a predicted model, not a curated record.